AUGAAGCAAACGAUGAGGAGGCUCUCCCUGGUGUUCGGCCUGACCGGCCUCUGCGCCUUCGUCUACCUAUUUGAUGCCGCACAGAACACAGCUUCUAUCAUCUCCAUCUCGUCCGAGGUGUCUUCCACAACAGGCGUUGUCCCAUUCAACAAAUCAAGUGGAAAUUACGAGUUCCCGCCCUGCGAUAUGAAGUAUAUGGAGUAUACCCCUUGCCAUGACCCACGACGGGCGAUGAAGUUUGAGAGGACGGCGAUGAUCUACCGGGAGAGACACUGCCCCGCCAAAGACGGACUCCUCCGGUGUCUCAUACCCGCUCCUCCCAACUACAAGAGGCCCUUCGCAUGGCCUCAGAGCAGAGACUUUGCCUGGUAUGAUAACAUUCCCCACAGGAACCUCAGCGACAAUAAGGCGGUCCAGAAUUGGGUUGUUGUAGUGGAAGACAGAUUUCGCUUUCCCGGAGGUGGGACGAUGUUCCGCGGCGGAGCUGACUCCUACAUAGACCGGAUAAAUGCCCUCAUUCCCCUCACAGACGGAAGCAUUAGGACAGCAAUGGACACUGGCUGCGGGGUAAGAUUGGACUGAACCCAACUGAUCUUUCCUUAAUCAGUAAUUUUACCACCGAGAAAUGAUUUUAGCAUGAAAUGAUACGACGUUUAGAUCAAAAUCGAUCCUUAUGCUAAAAAUAGUCAUGUCUAUUUAUUCCUAGGUUGUAGCUCACCUAAUCAAUGUAAGAUUGCAAGUAGAGAGUAUGAAGUUAUUUGGCCAUCGAACUUAAUAUCAAAUUUUUCAAUUAAAAAGAUAAAAGUACCAUGCAAAAUCCUAUAAUUAAAGACUAGUUUUUAUUUAGUUAUUCAAAUCGUAUUCAAAUGUAUUGCGUGGCGAAUAGAAUUUAGAUUGGGGAUCCAUAGGAAAGACCAUGACUUUAAUACUAAAGGAAAAUAUUUCUGUAUUUUAUUUUAAACCAAUUAAUUGCAAUCAAAAAGCAUCGGUAGAAAGAAAUUUAGGGAUUUUUAUUUUAUUUUUUCUAUCCUGAACACACCCUCAUAUGGGGAGGUAUUUUGCUUAAACUGCCACGCUGAUAGUAGAUGUCAGUUGAUUGUGUAAUAAUCAUGUGUUGUCGCCUUGAAAAAUAUAUGUCAGACCUUCAAAGCCUGAAUCAGCUAGUUAAAUUUUUUAAUCCGUAUAUUUUAUUUUUUUGAUUAAUGGGGAACUUCCAUAAUUAAUUGGUAUCACACCUUUGUCAAGGUGGGAAGCUGGGGAGCGUACCUUCUGAAUCGGGGUGUCUUGACCAUGUCGUUUGCCCCGAGGGACUCUCACAUAUCCCAGGUUCAGUUCGCACUGGAACGUGGAGUUCCAGCCAUGAUUGGGGUCGUGGGAGCUCAUCGGCUUCCAUAUCCAGCGAGGGCAUUUGACAUGGCUCACUGCUCGCGUUGCCUGAUCCCUUGGCAUGCUGAAGGUGUCCCUUCUCCCAUUUUCGGCGAUCGGGUGUAUUUCUUAAUGUUUACGAUUAUCUUCGUGUUUAUAUUUCAGAUGGUAUCUUCCUGGCUGAAGUUGACAGAGUUCUGAAGCCAGGAGGCUUCUGGAUUCUUUCUGGCCCGCCAAUCAAUUGGAGGAAGUCUCACCGAAGUUGGGGCCGGACUCCGGAGGACUUGGAGAAAGAACAGGAUAAGAUAGAGGACUUGGCAAAGCGCCUUUGCUGGGACAAGUUCAUCGAAAAUGGAGAGUUUGCCAUAUGGAAGAAGCCCAUCAACCACAAAAAUUGCAUUAACGGCCAGAAGUCGGAGAGAACACACGCUAUCUGCAGUGGUGGAACUCCCGACGCCGCAUGGUAUAAGAAAAUUGAGCCCUGCAUCACAUCAUUACCAGAGGUGAGCAAUGAGGAAGAAGUUGCCGGCGGAGUACUGGAGAACUGGCCUAGCAGAGCAUCCACCGUUCCUCCGAGAAUUACAAGCGGGUCCAUUCCCGGAAUAACCUCCGACAGAUUUCUGGAGGACGGAAGGCAAUGGUCGGAGCGGGUAAAACACUACCAGGAUACCAUCUUAGAUCUUUCCGCGGGACGAUACCGCAAUGUCAUGGACAUGAACGCCAAUCUAGGAGGGUUUGCAGCAGCGCUAGUUGACUACCCUGUAUGGGUGAUGAACGUGGUUCCUGUUGACUCGGACCGUGAUACACUUGGAGUUAUUUACGAGAGAGGAUUCAUCGGAACUUACCAAGACUGGUGCGAAGCCUUCUCCACUUAUCCAAGGACGUAUGAUCUCCUUCAUGCCGAUGCCAUCUUCAGUAUGUACCAGUACAGGUGAGAAAUCCCAUAGUCAUCAAGAUAAUCAUUGAUAGGAAUCACUGUGAGUUUCACGAUUUUUUGUUUAUAUCAUUGCAGGUGUGAUUUGGAGUAUAUUCUGCUUGAGAUGGAUAGAAUUCUGAGACCCGAAGGAACGGUACUCAUUCGGGAUACAGUAGAGGUCCUAUUGAAGGUUCAGGAAAGAGCGGAAGGUAUGAAAUGGAAGACCCAGAUGACGGACCCAGAGAGCGGAUCCUCUGUCCCGUGGAAGAUUCUUGUGGCUGUCAAGAGCUACUGGACUGGCGUAGACGCCCUAGAGACCAAAUGA
This is a messenger RNA of Spirodela intermedia, 2606 nucleotides long. NCBI's taxonomy places the organism in Eukaryota, Viridiplantae, Streptophyta, Magnoliopsida, Alismatales, Araceae. The record is from the annotation of a GenBank genome assembly.